Siniperca chuatsi (mandarin fish) is the source of this 5480-nucleotide messenger RNA. It is a transcript of the gene dennd3a, whose product is annotated as DENN/MADD domain containing 3a. The coding region runs from base 509 to 4015 and encodes 1168 amino acids. The transcript is spliced from 30 exons. Gene Ontology annotation, molecular function: protein binding. The record is from RefSeq and is a predicted model, not a curated record. Lineage: Eukaryota; Metazoa; Chordata; Actinopteri; Centrarchiformes; Sinipercidae. Gene Ontology annotation, biological process: regulation of Rab protein signal transduction. Gene Ontology annotation, cellular component: cytoplasmic vesicle.
GUGUGAGAGAGAGAGAGAGAGAGAGAGAGAGAGAGUGAACCAUUGAAUCACUGUAAAAGUUAGAGGCAGUAUUGAAGUCACUACUGUACCGUUUAGACAUAUUAAUGACAGCGGGCUGGACCUAGCUAACCUCUCGUCAGUGUGACUUAACCGCCUGCCUGUGGAAAUGAUCGAGUAAUUUAAGUGUGUGUGUGAUGGCAGAGCUCCCGUCUGGACUGCUGGAGGCAUGUGUAGUGGUUGGAGCCCCCAGUGAUAAGCUUGAGACAUAUACCAGUUCCAAACUGUGUCAUAGCUUCAUCAGCAGAGUAAGUUGAACGAACUCCCCCUGCUCGAAGCUGAGGUACUUCAGGUCCAUGCCCCGCCCUUUGUUUCCAAGGAGACCAACUCCAGCCAGCUGAUUGGUCCAGCUUUCAGCCGUGUCCAGAGGAGGAGGAGCUUCAUCAAAAAGAAGAGGCGAGAUCGUGCUGCAGAGGUGUUGCCUAAUGGAGAAACAACCAGUCGUACUGAAAUGUCCUCAGCCACAGAGGACAUCAGUGUUCCAAAGGAUCUGGACCUCAUCGCCUUGCCACAGCUCUGUUUCCCUGGUGGACUCCAGUUAGCCAGUGAACAGAGAGAAGACAGUUAUCACUUCCUGGUUUUCACUGAUGUUUUUGGGAACCGAACCCAUGGAGUUGUUGUGCAGUACUACAGAGCUGUACAGUCCUGUCAGGAAGGUGCUGUCCAGAAUGGCCACAGGUGGAAUUCAUCAAAGUCCCGUCUCUAUACACCCUUUGCUGUGUGUGUCAUCUCCAAGUUCCCCUACUACAAUGCUCUGAGAGACUGCUUGUCAUGUCUCCUGGUCCAGUUGCGGCCUGCAAGACAAGCUGACUUUGAGGAGACAAUAAAGGAAUUUUCAGCUAAGCUGUCCCUGGUCCCUUUACCACCUCCUGGACAGCUCCAUGUGUCAUUCAGCCUCCGUCCCCUCCAAGUGGUUCUUCCAUCAAGGCAGGAUCAGGACAGCCCUGUUAUCGAUAUCGACCUGCAUCUACCUUUCCUCAGUUUCACGCACAGAACCCUGCUCCAGGUGCUGUCCUGCCUCCUUCAAGAGCAGAGGCUGGUUUUCUUCUCUGCUGACUGGGCCAGACUCACUCUGGUCGCAGAGAGUUUGCAGUUGUACCUGCAGCCUCUGUCCUGGCAGCAGCCCUAUGUUCCUGUCUUGGCUCGAGGAAUGCUGGACUUUCUCAUGGCUCCUACAGCCUUCAUGAUGGGCUGUCACAUCAGUAAUUUUGAAGAGGUUGCUGCAGAGACAGAAGAACUAAUCCUGGUGAAUAUUGAUGAUGGCAUCAUUCAGUCGUCAUGGUCUGAAAGCAUUGACCUACCAGCUAUUCCUCUGGCUGCAGCUGAGAGCUUUAUGUCGAGGGCAGAGUGUCUCCAACUUCACUAUGACUUGGAGCUGUGUCACCUCGGAGCGGGCACUGAUGCCAAUGCCCUGCGAUACCAACGCAGAGACUGGCAGACACGCCUCAACGCACAGAUACAAAAUAUCACCCUGGAACUAGUGGUCAACAUUUUCAGAGGCGUUCAGGACUUUCUAAACCAUGAACACAGAGUUUUUAACAGUGAGGAGUUCCUGAGGACCAGGGAGCCAGCAGACCAGUCCUUUUACAAGAAGGUAUUAGAAACUCACAUCUUCCAUUCAUUCCUGCGAGACAGGCUGAACAGGAAACGGGACAGCUUCAGCCGCAUGGAGCAGAACACACGUAACUAUGCACACAGGAAUCGUGCGAUGACCGAGUCUCCUCGGCGUCCUCUCAUGUCUGAACUGUCCAGGACUGGCUACAGCAGCUACACCAGCCCUGAUGACAGACUGAGCAAGAGGCUGGGAGCCAGCCUGCCUAAUCUGGAGCAACCUGCCAAUGACACUAUAACUGCCAUCAGCUCCAACAGACCAGCCUCUUUCAGGAAGAUGACUCCUGAUGUUGGGUUGAAGUUUCCUCAGAAAGUGGUGAAGGUUUUCCGCCUCCCAGACUUCCCCCCUCCGUUGGCCUAUCACUACGUCCAGAGCUAUUAUUCUGAGAUGGUUGCUUCCCUGGGGAAGGCUAUUAACGCUACACCAAAUGAUGAGUCUGCUCUGCUGGCCAGGUACCACUACCUGCGUGGUUUGGUAAACACUGUGUCCAACAGGCGUCUGGAUGCACUGGAGGACUUCCAGAGUCUUUAUAAGACUGACUCAGAUAUCUUCCCUUCUCAGAUGGUUAAGACACUGGUUGACUCUCUGCCAGAAGCUGAGCGGUUACAGGCGGACAGACGGCCAGAACUGAAACGGCUCAUCAGUCGGGUCAAGAGGGACCAGGAGCGGGAACGCGCGCGCAAUGGCAACAGGCACGAGGAAGGUGCCGUGAAGCGCUUCCAACUGCCGAAAAAAUACAUGCAGCUGGAGGAUUUUGUGAAAUGUAUCCAGGAGUCCGGCAUCGUAAAAGACCAAGGAACCAUACAUAGACUCUUUGAUGCUCUAACUGUAGGUCAUCAGAAGCAGGUUGGUCCAGAGUUGUUUAGAGUCUUCUAUACUAUCUGGAAGGAGACUGAGGCCGAGGCACAAGAGGUAUGCUUGCCAGCGUCUGUCUUGGAGCACAUUGAGCCCAGCGAGUGCGUCUUCAAGCUGUCCUCCUCUGUCAAGACGAGCCGCGGUGUGGGGAAGAUCGCCAUGACUCAGCGACGGCUCUUCCUGCUGACCGAUGGACGACCAGGAUACGUGGAGGUGGCACAGUACCGAGACUUAGAGGAGGUGAGAGUGUCCUCGGCUCCCUUCCUGCUCCUGCGAAUCCCCAGCCUGAAGCUGCGUGUUCGGGGCAGGAAAGAGACGUUCGAGGCCAAUUUGAAAACGGAGACUGAGCUGUGGAACCUGAUGGUCAAAGAGAUGUGGGCCGGACGCAACAUGGCUGACCAACACAAGGACCCCCAGUAUAUGCAGCAGGCUCUGACCAAUGCCUUGUUAAUGGACGCUGUAGUGGGCAGCCUUCAGAGCAGUAAAGCCAUCUACGCUGCUUCGAGGCUGAGUCACUUUGACCGCAUCAAGAUGGAAGUGCCGAUGAUGGUUCCCAAGACGACUGCAGAGACGCUGAAGCACAAAAUUAAUCCCUCGCUGGAAUUCGCUGCACCUCAGGCUGUAGAAGUACUUCUAUACACACCAGGUCAGUUAUGGGUGUCUGUGAGCGGGGGGAAGGUAAUGGUGUUUGAUGCCUCCAGCUGGUCCCUCACACACACCUGUCAAGUUGGGAAUGCAAAACUGAACUGUAUGCUGGGAGUUGAUAAGGACCAGGUCUGGAUGGGCUCUGAGGACUCAGUAAUCUACAUCAUCAGCAUGGUGGCUAUGGUCUGUAACAGACAGCUGACUGAACACAGGGCGGAGGUAACCGGACUGGCUCUUGACACAGACAAAUACAGCCAGAGGGUGGCGUACUCCUGCAGUGCAGAGGGAAGCGUCAUGGUGUGGGACGUCUCGACACUACAGGUGAAGAGGCACUUUCGCAUCUCCUGCAACCGUCUGCAGUCUGUCUCCAGCUGUAAUGGAACGCUGUGGUGCUGCUCCAGGGACAAUAUAAUGGAGAUGUGGAGGAACGGCUCAGUGAAACAUCGUCUGAAUCUGCCAGAGCAACAAAAAGGAUCCACAGCUACGUUCAGCAGUGUACUGCUGUUACCUGAGAGGGAGGAGCUGUGGAGUGUUUGUGUGGACUCAGGAGAAGUGUGUAUUUGGCACAUUAAGGACACGACCAAACCAUUUCACCGCGUGGCUCUACAGGACUGCACCGGAUGUUACUGCAUGAUCAAAGUUAAAAACCAGGUGUGGGUUGGCGGUGUUGGCCGCAGUUCUACCAAAGGGAAAAUUUACAUCCUGGACACAGAACGCUACCAGGUCUUGAAGGAGCUUCACGGCCACAACGACAAGGUGUCGGCGCUCUGCUCUGCUGAGGAUCGGUAUAUCCUCAGUGGAGCAGGCAAACACGACGGAAAGAUCGCCAUCUGGAAGGUUGAGUAGAGCGGUUGCCUUUCUGGUAGUGCCCAAGUUCUUAAUGCCAUCGCUCUUUUAAAACCACACUGGGACUUCCUGUGAACUGACCCCAUGUUGAGAAUCUGUGGGAAAAGGAGUGAAGAUCUGUGAUUGUUAAGGGGGGGAUCGAGAUCACAACCUCGACUUGCCUUUUGCAUCUCAGAGACAUGAAGGAAUCACGUGUGAUGUGUCAUGUGACGCAACAAGUUUACAUAAAGUGUCACCAACUGAGCAGCUUCUCCCGCCUGCUGUGAAGUGGUGAUUUGAAAUACUAACAGUACUAACAUGUUAUUUUUCGGGAAUAAUAGGACAAGGACAAGAAUGAAAAAAGAAAAGUGGGCACAAGUUCUGCUGGAUAGGUUAUUUUUAAUGCAAAGUGCUUCACUUUACUGAAGGUUUAUACAUUUUUAGUAUUGUCAUACCAUUCUUUAUUUAAUGCUGUACCCUGUUUUAUUUUCAGUUUGAUCACACUAGUAUUACGUGGGAACAUUGUGUGACUGAGCCUCGCCUCCAAAGGUGUUUUUGACGUGAGUUUCUGCAGCUUAAAGAAGUCAAACUAACUGAAAACAAAACUACUGAGAUUGGAGAUUUCACAAUCACUGUGGGAAAAGCCCUGAAUUUUUUUUUUUUUUUUUUUGAUGGAAGUUAUGCUUUAAUGGACAAUGUACAGUGAUGGGAAAUAUGACGAAAGAGGAUACACACUUGGGAGCUGGACUCAAACUUGUCACAAGUUUAGUCCUACAACUGGAAUCUGAUAAAAACACACAAAAUAAGCACUAACCCCACAGCUCUUGUUGUAUUUCUUUAUCAAAUACUUACCUCAUUGCUAGACAAAGUUUCUACUUUUUUCUCUAUUUAUUUCCCUACGAGAUUAGUUUAAUUUGUGUUACCAGGUAGUUUGUUUUAACAAGUGAAGGAAAAACAUUUUUAUAUAAAUUGCCUCUCAUAUAUUAAAAUAUAUUUAUAGUCUGCAGACAUUUGUGUUCUGUGCAUAUAAGGAUUUCUAACUAGUUAUUAUUACAAUAGUGUUAUUUGGAUUAACUAAGUGAAGCAGGACAGACUGAAGUUUUCUUAUUUUCACAUUUUUCGCAGCCCCUUUUUCUCUCCAAAAAGUGAACUUUCUGGGACUCUUGAAGAAUCGGAAUUAACAGAAAAGAUUACAAGGGGGAUCAUUUUGGUUCAUAUCACCUGAGGUUCAUUCAAAGGUUCAACUUAUCUUUUAUUUAUAUUUUUAUACUCUGUAUAUAACUAGUGAACAUGAACAUAAAAUAUAUUCCACCUGUAAACUAAACUGGUGACAAUGCAAACAACUCAACUGUUUUUGUGAAUAUUGUCUUCACUGACUUUUUAUAAGACUUAACAUGAAACUGUAUGAAAUCUCCAAGACUGUUAACAAGAUUUUCUAAUAUUUAAGCAACAGUGAACAAAGAAAAUACACAAUUUAUAAAACUAA